Coffea arabica (coffee) is the source of this 836-nucleotide messenger RNA. Lineage: Eukaryota; Viridiplantae; Streptophyta; Magnoliopsida; Gentianales; Rubiaceae. The record is from RefSeq and is a predicted model, not a curated record.
AUAAUCCGAGAUCGGUGACGAUGCAGGGUGUAUCAGCAGUGGAAUUUGAUAGCAAGGGGAUUUACCUGGCCUCAGUCACAAAGUCAGGUUGUUUAACUGUUCAUGAUUUUGAGGAGCUCUAUUGCCAGGUAAGCCUGAAGAAUUUUAUAGUAAAAGAAGAUGAGACAAAGCAAGUUCUGCACAUUUCUGCACAUCAGCCGCUGGAUGUUGUUAGAUGGAACCUUGCAAAUGAAGAUGAGGUUGCCUUGACAUCUAGAAAAAGUGGAGAACUUCAUAUCUAUGAUAUUGGAUAUAUCUCCUCUGAACCUGUUGAAGUAUUGAAAAAGAGGCCUACAAUUGGUGUUCAUGGUUGUGUUGUACAGAAGGGUUUAUCUGAUGUAGCUUUUUCUUCAAAUGAUAAGUCAAGGGUACUUGCUUCUGAUAUGCUUGGCAUGGUUAAUAUUUGGGAUAGAAGAAUGAGUAAUCUUCCGUGUCUUGAUCUGACAACGAAUUCUACCAGUGCAAUUAAUAGUAUCAAGUUUAACAUUGAUAAUCAGGUUAUUUUUGGGGCUAGCAAACAUGGCGUUAUCUAUAUGUGGGAUCUACGUGGAGGAAGCUCAUCAGCUGCUUUCCAAAAUAACAAAAUGGCAUAUUAUUCUCCUAUAACAUCUGUGAAGCUAGCCUCUGAAUUUGAGAAAAUUGGAUCUUUGAAGGCUCAAUCAAAUAUUGUUCCGAAGGAGAUACUUUCAGUUGACCUCAAUCCAUCUUGCCCAUAUCAAUUAGCAUUUCAUCUUGAUGAUGGCUGGUCAGGUGUUUUUGAUGUCCAUAAUUUGCAAGUGACACAUAUUCAUUGCCCU